AUUUCUCUGUUGUAACGGUAUCGCUGAUUGGUUAUUCCUCGCGCGGGACGCGGAACGAGAAAAACAAAGGGAGCGGGGGCACAAAAAAUCCGCCUCAAAUGACAUUUUUUACGCGAACUUUGUAUUAUUUUCAGUUGUACGCGAACAUGCCCCGCUUUUUAUGACCGCAGCAGAGGAUCACAACCAAUGGGACCGAGAGUAACAAACAGAAAGUUGUUUAUCUUGAGGUCACUCUUGGGGAGGCAAAAAUGGCGUCCACUCCUUUGGUGUUGAUAGCAAGCUGUACCCCCAAUUUUCAGGCCGAAGACCUCGUGAAACAAAUAAUUGGGAAGGAUGAUCUGCCUCCCGGUGUGGCUAUUGUGGAGAAAAUGACGGGUUUUCCCUGGACGAUUGACAACAAAUACUACACCGCUAACGUACACAUUUGUAUCGCCCUGGAGAAGACCAUCGGCAACGCAGAGUUUGCUGAAGCUCUGCAGGCAGUGAUUUUACACUUCGACAGCAAAGAGGCUGGUAGUUUUGAGUCUGUGAAGCAGUGGCUGCCCUUCCUGACUCACCUGGAUGUGGAUGUCAAACUGCUGACCUGCGGGCUGCUGGAACAAGAAGGAGCUGUGUUGACAAGAGAAGAUGUUUUCACAUGGUGCAUAGAGAAUGGGUUUGAGUUGGUAGAACUGCAAGAAUCACAAGACAAGGAUGAGGAGGAUGUGGAAGAUUUUUAUCCUGAUCCUGUGGGGGUGAAGAGGAUAAUAUCAGCUCUCAAUGCACACACCUGGCCAAACCUCGAGCUAAAAGACACCAGUUCUGACAAUGUGUCCAGACUGAUGGCCCUCCUGCAUGAACGGGAAGACCAGCAGGCGGGGAGGGGGGACGCUGAGGGGGAGGAGGAGACGGAGCGUAGGGGGGAGCCAGAGGGGGCUGAGGAUGGCACACAGGUCCAAGGAGCGGCCGGGGGAAGUACCAAAACCCAAAACGGCAGCAGUAGUAAGAAGUCAUCACCAAAGAAGAAACCAGCAUCAAGAGAAGAGAGAAUAGAUGAACUUGUUGGUGAAGACAUGUCAAUCAUCAGUGGCUUAGCCAAUGAGGACCCGGGAGGAGAGUCAUUCGAGACACUGUUUGAUAGGAUGAAGGACAUGAAAGAUAAGGCAGCCAAUUUGCCAGACCAAGACAGAAAAGCAUAUGCUGAAAAGGUGGCCAUUUCCUUCUGGCGUGCAAUGGGUGGUGAUGAAGAAGAAGUUGAAGGACUUUCUGACAGUGAUGAGCAGUGACAGCUACUGAGGAUAGAGACUACAUGCAUGUUGUAGAAAUAGACAAUUGGAAUUGGGGGUUCUUCUUCACCUCAUAGCUGCAGUAGAAAACAAAUGAACCAGCUAAAAGUGUCAUUUUUUUGCAUUUGUGUGAUUGUAGCUGCUUAACCAAAAGAGAUACGAUAUUCCCAGUUGUACUUAAUGUAAUACAUACUAAGAGAUAGCCAGAAUAUCACAUCUGUAUUGUUCGGCUGGCCUGAAAGCACGCUACCUACUUUAUUAUCAAAUGCCCCUGCCACCAUUAGGAUUUGAUAUCCAUUGCUAUGUUUAUUUAAGUUAUCGUAGCUGUGGACUCAUUACCCAAUUUUGUGUUGGUAACAAGUAAAAGCAGGGCCAGGGUUGAAUUACAUGGACUAAUAAAUCUACCACCUAUGUUUCCACUUUGAUUAUACAUUCCGGUAAUAUGAUCCAUGACAGACUUAAGUCCCCUCACCCGCUUCAGAUCUGACACAUGGUCCUAAAAACUGAAGAAAUAUCCCUAAAAGUUGGAACAUAUCAGACAUGCUGCAAGAAAAGAUGAUGCAAGACAUCCUAUGCAACAUGACAUGGUCUCAUUGCAAAUGUGUAUUUUCUGCUGGUUAAGAGUUGGCAAAGUGUGUGAUUAAUGUGUAAUGUUGACAUGUAUCUGCUCCUGCUGCUAUUGUAAUCUGGAGACUAGAAUGUUUUAAGGUCAUAAAUUAAUAUUUUGUGGACUAAUGCAAGUUUGAGUCUGAAAUCCUUGCAUGAUGGAAUUUCAGGGCUAUUAUAAAAUGCUCUAUCGCCCUCUUGAGAGUUUGGAACAGUCCUUUUAGAGCUGUAAUAUUAUUUUUCAAAUGAUAUAUGGGACUAAGUUCAUAUAAUACAUUUGACUGUAAUGUUCUGUAGAGAUUGAUUUCCCAACUUCCCAAAGUAUGUUUCCCUUUAAUAGCUUGAGACUUAAGACUAAGUUUAUUCAACUGUUCCCAUUCAUUGCUCCUCCAGCCAUCCAUAAAUAAUUUUAUGUACUCAGAGAUCAAUUUAUUAUCUAAAAUAAAGUCUACUA
This is a messenger RNA of Branchiostoma floridae (Florida lancelet), 2325 nucleotides long. RefSeq names its product alpha- and gamma-adaptin-binding protein p34-like. The record is from RefSeq and is a predicted model, not a curated record. The transcript has 10 exons. Lineage: Eukaryota; Metazoa; Chordata; Leptocardii; Amphioxiformes; Branchiostomatidae. Bases 249 to 1265 code for a protein of 338 amino acids.